UUUUGUUAUAUACUAAAUUGUUUAAUAUUAAAAAAGUAGAGACUAAACGGUAGAUUUUAUUAAAUUUCAGAAACUAUACUAUAAAAUACUAAUAAUUUUAGCUGAAUAAAUAGACUCAUUCAAAAUGAACAUGCAUAAUAAAACAGAAGGUGAAGCCAAGCAUGUGGAGAGAGGCAGGGCAUGCAUAAUAUGGGGAUGAAUGGUCACGUCAAAAUAACGUUUUCUAUGCAAAAGAUGAAAAUAAUCAUGCAAUUGCUGUUAAUUUGAAGCCAACUGCAUGUCUUUCAUGCCUCUCUCUCACUAGUUAAACGUUUGCUUCAAUCUUCUCUUUUUCUACCUCUUCUCAAUUACACAACAAAACAAAGCUAGCAAAUCCCAUCACCAAAUUACAUAAACCCCCCCAUCUUCCUCUUCUUUUCGCCGUUUUCGCCCAUGGGGAGACCUCCUUGCUGUGAUAAAUCCAAUGUGAAGAGAGGUCUCUGGACUGCAGAGGAAGAUGCAAAGAUUCUUGCUUAUGUAUCUAACCAUGGGAUUGGCAACUGGACUUUGGUGCCCAAGAAAGCAGGGCUUAAUAGAUGUGGGAAAAGCUGUAGGCUGAGAUGGACAAAUUACUUGAGGCCUGACCUCAAGCAUGACAACUUCACUCCUCAAGAAGAAGAGCUUAUUAUUAAUCUUCAUAAGGCUGUAGGUAGCAGGUGGUCUUUAAUUGCAAGACAACUUCCUGGAAGAACAGACAACGAUGUCAAGAACUACUGGAACACUAAGCUUAGGAAGAAGCUCACCGAGAUGGGAAUUGAUCCUAUAACUCACAAACCCUUCUCUCAGAUUCUCUCUGAUUAUGGCAACAUCAGUGGCUUAUCAAACCCUAGAAACCAAAUUGCUUCUUUCAACAAAAACUUGAACUCCAAUCUCAUUACCAAACCAGAACCUUCUUUUGUCUUAACAAGUUCCAACAAUGUAAUACUGAAGCAAGAAAAUUCAUGGGAACUUCUUCCUCAGUUUCAGGCCACCAGCCAUGAACUUGUCCAACCACAUUUGUUUAAUGAGGUUAGCUCUUCUAGCUCAUCUUCAUCUUCCACUAGUGUUGCACAAUCCCAGCCUCCAUUAACACCAUCUUCUCCUAGUUUAUGGAGUGAGUUUCUUCUCGGUGAUCCUCUAGUGUAUGUGGACUUUCAACAGCAGCAGCAACAGAAGCAAGACUCUCUUGGGGCAAUUUCAUCAACCUCCAAGCAGAUUGAUAUGUUGUUCCAAGGCAAGUUUGCUAGUGGGAAUGAGGAUUUUGGAUGGUAUGAUCAAAGGGGAAUCUAUGGUGAUGCAUCUUCAUCUUCUGCAAGUUCGUUUGUGGAUGGUAUCUUGGAUAAGGAUAGAGAAAUGGGAUCUCAAUUUCCUGAAAUUUUAGAUCCUUUCUUUUGAUUACUAAAGAAUUUUAACCACAGAAAAUAAGUACUGAUUUAGGAGAAAAUUUAAUGAAAGAUUAAUUUUGAAUUGCAGACAUGUAUGCUUAAGAAUUUGGUAAGAAAAUUUCAAAUUCACAUCGAUGCUUCAAGCCAUAUAUAGAUUGAGACAAGCCAUUGUCGUUCUUUGGGCUUUUUAACCUUUUUAUUGUGUUAAAAAUUUUAAUUACCAUAAAGUGUUUACACAGCAGCGAA
Manihot esculenta (cassava) is the source of this 1649-nucleotide messenger RNA. RefSeq names its product transcription factor MYB35. The coding region runs from base 433 to 1413 and encodes 326 amino acids. The transcript has 3 exons. The record is from RefSeq and is a predicted model, not a curated record. NCBI's taxonomy places the organism in Eukaryota, Viridiplantae, Streptophyta, Magnoliopsida, Malpighiales, Euphorbiaceae.